This is a messenger RNA of Racocetra fulgida, 1116 nucleotides long. Lineage: Eukaryota; Fungi; Glomeromycota; Glomeromycetes; Diversisporales; Gigasporaceae. The record is from the annotation of a GenBank genome assembly.
AUGUUGAUGCGUAGUUGUGUAAAAGUUAAUUAUCUAGGACUAGGUUCUGUAGGUCGCGAAAAUGUACAUUAUGCUGAUGUUCCUGAUAACGCUCAAAUUUUUUUGAAUUCAAGUUCUACAUUUUCUCAUAUAAGAAAAUUAUAUUUAAAUCCUCUCAUGUCGAAAAAUUCUAUAGCUUUUUUAAAAUACGUUCCUUCAAUAUGUUCCAACAUUCGUAAAUUAGUAUUUCAUGAACUUAAACCUCAUAUAAGUGAUUAUCCACAAAUAAUAAUUAAUAUCAUUAAAGCUCAACCAAAAAUUGAAGACCUUGAUUUCUUAUCUUUCAAAAAAUACGGCGGAAUAAUUAUUUCUGAAUUAACAUCUCUUAAUUUAGAAUGCCUAAAUUCAUUAAAAUUUUCCAAUUUUUACUUUUCGGAAUCCCCAUUAACUUUAUUUUCUAAUUUUAGAUUAUUAAAAAAAUUAGAGCUUAUCAAAUGUGAUAAUUUAGAACUAGUAGAUUUUAAUUCUUUACCUCUCAAACCUUUCUUCAUUAAUGAGUUAAUUUUGGGUUAUAAUAAUUGGGAUAAAGAUAUUGAUGCUAAAUUGAUUUCGAAAAUUGGUGUUAACCUUAAAACUUUCUCUACUGGUUCUUUAACAACUUCUCAAAUAAUUCGGAUGAUUAAGAAUAAUUGCCCUAACAUUAUCAAUAUUGAAUUUUCAAUAGAUUCUUCUCAAGUAGAAUUUAAUAUCAUUUCAGCAUGUCUCUCCAAGAUGAAAAUUUUAGAAUCUCUUUAUAUACAUGUCUUGUCUGAUGUUGAAGGUUAUAAUUUUCAAUUAUUUGGUGAAAAUCUUCCUCAUUCAUUACGUUCUUUUAAAUUCGGUUACACUUACAACUCUGCUAAAAUUUUAAAUGAUUUCUUGAUUAAUUGUAAUGUUUCAUUAGAAUCUCUUUACAUUUCUUUUCAUAAUAUUAGUUUAAAUGAUCUUGAUUGUUUAGUUAGAUUUGCAAAUAGGUGUACUACUCUAAGGAAGGUGGGCUUGGAAGAUUUUCAAGAUCAAUCACAUUGUCAUCAUGAGAAAUUGGAUAUUAUUGAUAAAUUGCGACGGCUGGAUAUAAAAAUUGUACCAUUUUAUUAA